CCGCCAUGUUGAUGCCCUAUCGCCGGCCUUAACAACCGGCUAGGCAGUGGAGUCUUCAGUACAGUUUUGUGUUAGACUAGUUCCAGAAUGUGUUCAGCUUAUGUUAAAAGCCUCGCACCUACCGAGCAAGAACAAUACAUUAAAAAAAUUGAACUUUUAUGCAUUGAAGAUCCGUAUCUUCUUAGUGAUCAGCGUCAACUUGUAGAUGAUUUCUGUAUUUGGCCAAAAAUUGAAAACAUGGACAUAGUGAACUAUUUAGUGUUUUCGACCAACAAAGUGACACAGGAACAGAUGAGAAACUAUAAAAGCCUGAAGUCCUAUGUAUACUUUACGGAUGGGCUUGUGUCCCAAAUAAAAUGCAGAGAAUUUGGAAGCAAAGUCGUCGUUGUUGCCAAAGUCAAGCAUUCACUGCUGUGGACAAGGUGUGGUUGAGAUAAAGUGUCCUUCAUGCACUAAGGAGAAAAUGUUGAGUGACAUAUCCAAUAAGGAGGCCAAAAACCUUGGUCUGGGACCAAAUAAACAAUUAAGUAGCACACACCGCUACUACUAUCAAAUCCAGACCCAAAUGGCAGCUACCAAGUCUUCAUAUGCUGAUUUUGUCACAUGGACAACAAAAGAUGUUCACAUAGAAAGAAUUUGUUUUG
This is a messenger RNA of Physella acuta, 644 nucleotides long. RefSeq lists its product as uncharacterized. The record is from RefSeq and is a predicted model, not a curated record. NCBI's taxonomy places the organism in Eukaryota, Metazoa, Mollusca, Gastropoda, Physidae.